GGCUUGCCCGGGUCACGUGGGGUGGGGCUGGCGGCGGAGCCGAGGGAGGGGAGCGGAGCCGCGCGGCCGGAGGCUGAGGGGUGGUGGCGGUGGCAGCGACGCGAUGGGGCAGUGCGGGAUCACCUCCUCCAAAACCGUCCUGGUCUUCCUCAACCUCAUCUUCUGGGCAGCAGCAGGCAUACUGUGCUACGUGGGAGCCUAUGUGUUCAUCACAUAUGACGACUAUGAUCACUUCUUCGAAGAUGUCUACACGCUCAUUCCAGCAGUUAUUAUCAUAGCUGUGGGGACACUUCUUUUUAUUAUUGGACUUAUUGGAUGCUGCGCCACAAUUCGUGAAAGUCGCUGUGGACUUGCUACAUUUGUGAUCAUCCUGCUCCUGGUUUUUAUUACUGAAGUUGUGGUGGUGGUUCUUGGAUACAUCUACAGAGCAAAGGUGGAAGAUGAAGUUGAUCAUAGCAUUCAAAAAGUAUACAAUGGAUACAAUGGGACAAAUCCUGAUGCAGCCAGUCGUGCUAUUGACUAUGUACAGAGGCAGCUGCGCUGUUGUGGGAUCCAUAACUACACAGACUGGGAGAAUACUGUCUGGUUCAAACAAACUAAAAACAACAGCGUGCCCCUUAGCUGUUGCAAAGCAACUCUCAGCAAUUGUACUGGCAGUUUGACCCGUCCAAUGGACCUUUAUUCUGAGGGCUGUGAGGCUCUGGUUGUAAAGAAGCUUCAAGAGAUUAUGAUGUAUGUUAUCUGGGCAGCACUAGCAUUUGCUGCUAUUCAGCUUCUGGGCAUGUUGUGUGCCUGUAUAGUAUUAUGUAGAAGGAGUCGGGAUCCUGCUUACGAACUUCUCAUCACUGGUGGAACCUAUGCCUAGAAGACAAUGCGAACACGUGGUUCAAUCUUAUCUCACUUGUGUGGAAGGUGAAUGGGCCAGGUCUACUGCAAUAGUUUUCUUGUCCUAAGCUUAGUCAGAGCACACCUUUCACAGAUGAGAGCCGUACUGUACACUGGUGACGGGCAAAGCAGCUCAGCUUUACACACACCCAUAUAUACCUGUGACUUUCACUGUUUUAGCCAGCAAUUCAUGUAUCUAAAUGUUUUAGUAUACUAGUAAACUUUCUGAUUUCAAAACUAUUUGCAAGUUAAGUGUAAAUUGGCUGAUGUGGAAGUCAAAAAGGAUGUGUGCCUACUUUGGUAGAUUACCUCUAAGCAUUAACUGACUGAUUCUUGCAUAGAAAGAGAUAAUUUGUUAAACCUUCACUACAUUGAACUUUUUUGGCCAAAGUUGUACAAAGGAAGCCAGCUGUAUUUAAUUUGAGAAGUAUUUUGUUCUUGCCCCUCACCAGUGUCACUUUUUAAAAAACACUUAAGUGAAGUCCAGUACUCUUUAUAUAUAAAUAGUAAAACAAAAACUAACCACAAUUUUAGGAUCAUGUGACUGCAAUUUUGACCUUCAGAGAUCAAACCUUUCAAGCGUUAGUGUUUUAAAAUACAAGCUGGCUUUUCAGGAGUAUAAUGUAUGCACUACUGUUCUAUAAUGAAAUAUUUCAUUUUUCUAUGAGGAGCGGUUUUAUGUGUUGAGUGAACUGUUAGAGUGUAGCUCUUAAACUGGUUUGGAAACAAUGUAGCCAUGUAGAGUAGCAAAGUAGUAUGUGAAAGUGAUCUCAACUGUAAAUAGUAAACCUGAUUAAAUAAAUCUCUGUAUAUCCGCCCUAUAA
Numida meleagris (helmeted guineafowl) is the source of this 1709-nucleotide messenger RNA. RefSeq names its product tetraspanin 3 (gene TSPAN3). Bases 104 to 865 code for a protein of 253 amino acids. The record is from RefSeq and is a predicted model, not a curated record. NCBI's taxonomy places the organism in Eukaryota, Metazoa, Chordata, Aves, Galliformes, Numididae. Gene Ontology annotation, biological process: protein localization to plasma membrane; protein maturation; regulation of vascular endothelial growth factor signaling pathway. The transcript has 7 exons. Gene Ontology annotation, cellular component: membrane.